Messenger RNA from Anastrepha ludens (Mexican fruit fly), 7303 nucleotides. RefSeq lists its product as uncharacterized. Bases 102 to 6617 code for a protein of 2171 amino acids. NCBI's taxonomy places the organism in Eukaryota, Metazoa, Arthropoda, Insecta, Diptera, Tephritidae. Gene Ontology annotation, molecular function: DNA-binding transcription factor activity, RNA polymerase II-specific; RNA polymerase II cis-regulatory region sequence-specific DNA binding. The transcript has 9 exons. The record is from RefSeq and is a predicted model, not a curated record. Gene Ontology annotation, biological process: regulation of DNA-templated transcription.
UACCUAUAGUAACACAUAUAGGUUCUGAACUCAGAUUUUUUAUUUGCCACUUUUUAAGUUUUAUAAGCUCUUAUAGUAUAUAGACAAAUUAGGAAUUAGUUAUGUUGCCUAGUGAAAUCCGGAUAUUUACCGCAAUUAUGCCGAAAAAUAAUGCAGAAAAGUGUCGUGCAUAUCGACAGAAAAAAAAACAAAAAGAAAAUAAAACUAAAACUAAAAAAACCGCAAAGACUUCAACAGAACGUGUACGUGAAUUUCGUGCACGCCGAAAAACAUUACGAAAUGCACAACCUAGUAUUUCUAUUGUGCAUAACAAUGCAUCCACUGUGCAAAAUAGUGAAAACGAUCAUCAUUUUACGAUGCCGAAAAAAUCAGAGAACCAACCCCGAGGAAGCCAAGAUGGAAAAACUACACCAAAAGUGAAAAAAGUAGCGAAGACUGGGGCACAGCGCUCUCGCGAAUACAGAGCGCGAGUAAACGCACUUGAAAACGCAGUUAUAGCUGGAUCUGUCACUUGUGUUGAAAGUGAUGCGUUACAACCAGCGUCGCAACAUAAUGUGGCAGCAGAUUCGAUUGCUAUGCGUCCACGUUCGCUACUGUAUGAGGCCCUCAGUCGACAAAGUAGCCAAGACACGCAUCAAAACAUCCCAACAGUGAGGAAAAAGUCGAAAACUCCUAAAACAUCAACCGAACGCUCUCGUGCCUGCAGAGAACGGAGAAAAGCGUUGGAUCGUACGAACAAUCGAGAAUCCAUAGUCGAUGCAGCUCACUCACAACACGAGAAUGAUAUAAUUAUUCUUGAAGAUCAGCCUCAAGAUAUAAUCAACAUCGAAACAGCAACGGUGCGAGCACGACAACAACCUUAUAACAGUGAAGCACAAUCCACUUCAGGAUCAUUGGACACUAGUGGCAUAACUGGAAUAAAUCAUGACUCAACCCAGAAUAUUGUGAAUCAAAUGGUGAGAAAGGUGGAUCAGAAGUUGGAUGAUUUGGAGAAAUAUGUGCCAUUCAUGAACUAUCUUCUUCAAAUAGACAAGGAGAAAUAUAAAAAAUUUAUAGAUAUCAAGCAUUGGAUUUUGGCAAGAAAAAGGUACCCAAUGAAUGUGCUGCAAAAGAUUGAGCAGUCUAUAUUAACACAGUACAGAAAUCUAUUUUAUGAUGAUGAGAAAGUACCAAAAUAUAUUAUGAAUAUUUUUAAUAGAGACGACAAAGUUAAAUGCUUCAGAGUAAAUUUAUGUUCAGAUGAUGAAGACAAUGCUGGAAAUUCAUCGGAUGAUGACGAUGUUAUCAUUAUUCCAUCAUCAGAUAAUCCAAAAGAAAUUUCUCAACCACAAUCAAGCAUUACCACUCAAUGUAAUCAGGAGCAACCCACACCCACCUUAGAACAUUGCCAAACGGAGAACACAAUUUGCAUAGAUUCGGAUAAUGAAAAUAACAAUGUUGAGGUCAAAGAAUAUGAUUUGUGUCAUGAAGAGAAGCUUUUUAAGAGAAGAGAAGACUUUACUACUAAAAUUGGUGAAGAUAUUGAGGCAAUAAAAAUUUGUGAUAAUGAAAAAAGUGAAGCUCUCGAACAAAUCGAAGCUCAAAAAGACGCUGUUAAUACAAUCGAAGACCCAAAAUCUGAGUGUAUAACGAUCCCUGAAACAAAUUUGGAGAGCUUUGAUCUCAAAAAGUUGGAAGAAAUUUAUAACGGUUUUACAAAAAAAUACGGAGUUAAUAUUGAACAAUUGUUAAAAGACGUAAAUUUGAGCACGUCGCCGGAAAAUGUGAUUAAUAACAUAGUUCAAAACAGUGGUACUACUUUUACUCCACAAUGCGGAAAUCUUUAUGUACCACCUAUGGAUUCUCCAGGUCAAACGGAAACCAGUCAAAUACAACAGAACGCAUAUACUAUGCAACCUCUCUCACUUCCAUCUCAGCCAUUUCAGUUAAAUCUUAGAGAUCCGCGGAUUAUCAAAUUAUUGGAAAGAAAUAAAAAUGUACCACUUUCUUCUACAACAGUGUGUAAUGCUAGGAGCACAAACAAUUCGAAAGUACCGAACUGUGAACCAACAACAUACGGUGAAUAUAAGCGACUAAAAGCGGAGAAAGAGAAGAAAGCAGAGGAAGCAAAAAAAGCCGAAGAAACAGCGAAAAUAGUUUUAGAAAAGGGAGCAAAGGCCAUGAUGAAAGAAGAAGAAGCGAAAAGAACCGAGCUAGCGAAGAGAGCAGAGUUAGAAAAACAAUCAGAGGAAGCAAAACGAGAAACGAACGUAAAUUCAAAUGAAGUUCGCAAUAAUUCAACUUUAGUAAGAGCAAACAGUGUAGAUGCACCAAACCAAAGCACUGAAGUUUCCAGUAGCUUUUCCCUAACAAAAAAAGGCAUAGAAAUUGUGGAAGAUUCUGAGAUACAGAGUCAUAACUAUUCGCCUUUGGAGCCACAAAUUGAUCUGAGAAGCAUGAUUUUGAAAGCCAUACUACCAUAUGGAGACAAAAUAUUGGACGUUCUUAGAAAAGAUACAGUAGCAAAAUUAAGUACAGAAGAAGGAGCACAUCAAGAAACUAAAUCACUUUCAUUGGCAAAUCAACAAAUAUUAACUGAUACACGCUCAGACGAAAAUGUGAGAACAACAGUUGGAAAUGAUAUUCAAAUACAGUCAUAUCAAAAAUUACCUGCAAAUGAUCAAAAAGUAAUUGAAAUGCAUUCGGAAGCGUUGAAUAAUCAGCGAAAAAGAAAAUACCCAAAAAGUGUGCCUUAUAAGAGAAUUCGAACGAUAUCGUCUUCUUCGUCAACGUCGUCAACUCUAACCGCGUCAUCGACAUCGUCGCCACCACCUCCUUCAACGCCUUUGAUAUACACACCAGUUGUAAAACUGAGACGACUUUCACCCGAAACUAUUUUAAAAUACACGAAGGCAGUAAAACUGUCGCCAGGUUCUAAAACUAUAAAUAUCCACCUUGUGGAAGACGUGAGCAAGACAAAGAAGCAAAACAAAGAUCGUUUUCUUGAGCCAAAACCGGCAAAAUUGAACAUUAAACAUAAAAAUGUUGAUAUAUUAAUGACAAAUACAAAUACAACUUUUUGCGCAUUGUGCAAAUCAAAGCCUAGCGAUUUAACAAAUCACUAUAGAAGAGUACACAAAACUGAGUCGUAUGUGGCGCGUUUAAGCAGAGCGGCAUUAAGUUCUCUAGAAACAAAUAUUCCAUUUGCGCAAAGUUUGUUCAAAAGCACAAAUCUUAAUACUAAAAAAUAUUUACUUAAAUGCGCGUUCUGCGAGGAUGAAUUAAAGGAUAAAUUUAUAAAUUUUUACAAGCAUUUUUCAACACAUACAGGAGAGUACGCUUUUCAAUGUGGUAUUUGCAAGUUGCAAAAGCCUUUUGAAUUUGAUAUUCAGUCGCACAAGUGUCAUUCGAAAUCUUGUCGCAAUGCACGCAUUCAACUGCUCUAUCAAUAUCAUCCGAAUGUCUUGGUCAUAUAUUUAUAUUGUUGUAAAAUAUGUAACUUUGUGCAAUUAAAUGAAGCCAAUACAUUCAAACAUUUGCGCGAUCACCACGAUAAAAGACAAGACGAUUAUAGUUUAAUUCGAAAAUAUAUAUUGGCAGCAGUAAAUGAUGAGGAAGCAUAUGAGAAUUCUGCUGAAACAGAUAAGAACUUUGAAUUUCUGAAGAAAGAGGACGACAUUUUGGUUAUAAAUGAAGCAAUGCCAGAAGAAGGUGAAGUUGCCGAGAAAAAUGGCAAUGCUAUUGAUACAAGUUUGGAAAUGGUGGAGUUGCCGACUACGAGCUACAUUCAUAAUGAAGAUUUGGACAACGCAUGGAUUGAAACAAUAAAUUCAAGUUUAAUAGAUUCAUCGAGGAAAACUUCUCCUGCCAAACCUGCACAAGAAAGUGACAAACGAUGUGCGCCUCUGUCAUCAAUGGAAAAUCUUGUAACUGCAAGUAGUGUGUGUGCUUUAGAAAUUAAUAUAAAAACUGAAAGCCAGGACCUAUUGUCAGUAGAAAAAGAAAAUUAUGACAGCAAACAGCCAGUGCUGAAAUCUAGUCGUAUAUCUUAUCGGCAAUAUUCGCACGGAGUUUCGUAUUAUGGCCUAUUUAAAUGCAUGGCAACUGAUUGUUUAUAUUCAACGGAUGCAAGCAGUGAAAUCCUAGAGCAUUUAAGCGAACAUUGCAGAAGUGAACAGCCACCUGAAGGAUAUCUGGAAUGUGCCUAUUGUCAAUUGAAUCCAGAAGUUUGCAAUACGCCGGAAAUGUUAAUUGAACACAUUCAGAAAUCCCAUCACCGUUCGCAGUUUCAAUGUUCAGUUUGUUGCUAUCGUGCGUCUUCGGCAAGCCAUGUUUUAAUGCAUGCGAGAAGUUCACAUCCAGAUCAGCAGGAGCUUAUUUACAAAUGUGCAUCCGAUAUAACUUUUAACAACGCUUUACCAACAAAUAUUUCGGAAUUAUUAAAAAAACACGUUGAACCGCUCGUUUGCCCGUUCAAAGAUUGUUUAAGAGAAUUCCAGAAUGUGGUAUGGAUGCAGAAUCAUUUGAUGAGCAUGCACUCUUUGCCCAUUAAUAGUGAAAUUAUCGCAGCAGUUGAGAAAUAUGCAUGUAUAUACUGUACAAAGAAAUUGCAUGAUAUUAAAGAUGUCAAAAAUCAUUUAGUUGCGUCACAUCCAGACCAAAAUCCUUUCGUUUGCCAGAGAAUUCUAAUUGCUGGAAAAGAGGAGGAUUUACUUGAGAACCUGAUUAUAACAUAUGUGUCGUUGCCGUUUGUUCCGUUCGAAAGCAUCAAGGCAGUAAAUGUGAAAACGGGAUCCGGUUUAAAUGACAAGGUUAUGAACGCGAAAGAGACAAUUGAAGUAAAUAUAGCGGAAAACUUUACCGAAACAGAUGGAAUAAAUGAGCCUCAGAGUGAAACUAAACCAAAUUUAGAGCAAUUGGUGCAAACAGCUGAGGAAAGUAUUCGGCACAGCUUGCUUAAAUUAACUGGCAGUACAGGCAUUUCACCUAAUUUACUGUAUCACUGCCCGCAUCCGACAUGUGGUGGAUUCUUCUCAUCAUACGAGAUGUGGUUUAGACACAUGAGAAAACGUCAUUGUUGCAUUAUAAGUGUGUGCCCCCACUGUCCAAAUGAGAAGAAAAAAGAAUUACCACUGACUGAUUUCAAGGAACAUUUCGAACUGCACUGUUGUCAUCUUUAUGGUUGCUACCACUGUGGCGAAACAUUUCCUAUGCAGAGGGUAGCUAACGAUCAUAUAGCACUUGCACAUGCAGAUAUUAAUCCAGCCUCUGUUUUGAUACAAAUUGAAAAGGUGCCGUUGUACUUCAAUCAACCAUUUACGGUACUAAUGAAGUCAUCCGAGCAACAAAAGGAUAGAUAUUGUUUUUUGCUAGAGCUGCAAGAAAUUGUACAGAAUCGUUGCAAGUAUGUUGAACAGUUAUAUUACGAUUCAAUAAAAACACAGUGGACUGUACCAUUUACAAAUUCGUGGUUAGAAAACUUUCCGAGUUACAAGAAUAGCGAAAACAUCAAACGAAAAUGUUUCUAUCAGAAUUGUACAUUUUCAACAUUUGAUAAUGAAAUAUUCUAUGCACAUUUGAAAGGAAGCCACCGCAUCGGUGAUAGAAAAUUUAUGUGUGCAAAAUGUGAUUUUCGUAUAACGAGCGAAAACUGGGACCCCAUCAUAGACCAUAUAAAAAUACAUGUACUCGACAUACAUGUUUGCUGUGUGUGUUCAUAUUAUCAUCAUGAUAGGCGAAAAAUAUUGGAACAUCUCAACCAAGAGCAUCUAUUUAGAGAUGUGCCGAUUGUGACCAUAAUACGGUCAACAGAGUGCGUAAAAAUAUCAAUAUCCAUCGUAUUCGCACAACUAAGGAAAACCUUUUCAACCAUUAAGAGCUGCUUCUUCUGCCCAGAAGGUAGUGAUAGUUCAUGGAAAGUGUAUGCAACACAUUUGAAAAAGGUUCACCUCAUCACACUACAAUACUUUUGUGAAAUUUGUGAGGAAUCGCUUAAACUCACAGAAUGUGAUGAGCAUUUCAAUAAAAAUCAUCCAACUGCAGUGUUGAGAAUACGCUGUCGAUUCGCUACUAAUAAUCAACUAUCUGUAGAUACAAUAAAACCUUUGAAACUCCAGAUUGCACCUUGCUUUGAUGAACCGUUUUUGGGUCAAAAACUAAACAUUGAUACAUGCAAAACUAUCGUAAAACAAGAAGCCUGCGAUAAUGAAUCUGAUAGUGACAUUGAAAUUGUUAAUGAUGAGGAUAUUGUUAUUGCUAAUGAUACGAAAAUGUCUGAGGCGCAGCAAAAACCCAAAGUUAUAAGAUGCGUGAAUCUUAAGAAUCUACAGAAUCAAGUGCCGAAUGUGAACUGCUUUCAAGCACAAGUUUUAUCACAACACCAGCCCAUGCCAACAAUACAAGAGCAAGCUAUUUCGUAUCCUAUUCCAGAGCUGAUAUCGCCUACUACAUCGAACGCUCUAUGCUCGACUGCUCAAAAUACUGCAUUAUUUUCGCCGCGCAUAGCGCUGCUGAGUCAAAAUUCCAACUUCACUGGUAGUUGCAAUUACAAACCAGUUAAAAUUUUGAUAAGACCCAAUUCUGCCAAUAUAACAAUGGACAUGUUGGGUAACCCAAUGAAUGGCAAUUACAACAUGUAGAUAUAAGGAAAAAAAAAUCCGUAUUUUUUCGUUUUAAAAAUGAGUAUCGUUUUUAAACCAAAUACAAAUAUUUAGCCACUUUAAGAUGCCACUGAACAGCUUUACUUGAAUCCUGCAAAAAAAAAAAAAUAAUAAUAAUAAUCAUACACAUGUACAAAUUUAAAGCGAAAAAGUGACGGUUAACGUUCAUGCACUCGUUUCGCAUAGAAUUUGUGAUGAAUUUGUUAUGCACUAAGAAUUACAGCAGUUAUUUUAUGAAAAUAGCAGCUAAUUCACUUUUAUCUUUAAUAUUAGUUUAAAAAAAAACCUAAAACCAUGUUUUGUUUUAUUUGUUUACGCAUAAUGUGAAUUAAGUGGAUAUGUUCAUUUAAUAUUAAAUUUGCCUUAAAGUAUUUUUUAACCAAUUUUUAUACUAUUUUUUUUUAAAGCGUCAGAAUGUAGAUCUAUUCCUGUGAAUGUAGAUAUAUUCCAAGGAGUAGAAUAAUUGUCUUUGAAUUUAUGUAUAGACAUACAUAUAAAACUCUUGAAUGAAUGAACAAACCAAAUAUGUAAUAUUUCUUUAUAAUUUUUUAUGUUGUUCAGUUGAUUGCUUUAAUUUGCCUAAUCAAAAUAUGUGAGCAAUGGAAAUAAAAAUGAAUGAAAUGAUUUUUUUACAUAAAUUGUUUCUUAAAUAUAUUGAAAAUAUA